Molecule: messenger RNA, 741 nt
Organism: Candidula unifasciata
Lineage: Eukaryota; Metazoa; Mollusca; Gastropoda; Stylommatophora; Geomitridae
Source: the annotation of a GenBank genome assembly
AUGGAACCUCCUCCACCUCUUCCACCCAGAUCUAGAGUGGCUGAACUGCAGGCGCCCCAGCCUAGAGGGCUUGCACAGCUGGUCCCCCCAUCUAGACCGCCAUCAGUGCGCCGAGGAAAUGCCGCCCUACCAUCAGCUCCACCGCAAGGCUUUCCAAAUGAACCAUCAAAACCUCAGCGUCGGCCUCCCCCACUCCCCCCGAUUUCAUAUGACGAAUAUCCCAGCGAAUUAGACAGAGGCUUUCUUGAGCUUGAUGAAUCUAUAGAGGGACCUUCUUCACCCGACGACGAGUUUUGUGAACCCCCCAGUACGUCCUCUCCCAUGGAAAAAUACGAACUCAAAGUCACUAACGACCCUUUCUUCAGCUCCAACCUUGUCAUCGGGUUGGACACCGAAACCUUUCCCAAGUUUCUCACCAACAAGGAUGCGGUAGCUGUCAUGUUCUACGACCCCAGUCUUCCACAGAGUCGGGAAUUGGAAAAGAUAGUUUCCCAGGCCGCCUGCAGCACCAAGCGAGCCGGCCACGCCUAUGCCGCUGUCGACUGCAACGCCAGCAGGGAACUCUGCAUGCAACACAACGCUUACAACCUGCCUAUGGUCAGAGUCUAUGCCAAGAACUUCUGUCUGGGAGAGGUGAAGAAAUCAGUUCACCCUGACACCUUGCGGCAGCGCGUGGAAACAGCCCCACCUGCAGACGCGUUUCGCAUGGUACAGUGCAGUCCUUGUUUCAAAGGCAAAUAA